Molecule: messenger RNA, 516 nt
Organism: Zeugodacus cucurbitae (melon fly)
Lineage: Eukaryota; Metazoa; Arthropoda; Insecta; Diptera; Tephritidae
Product: acyl-CoA-binding protein homolog
Exons: 2
Coding region: 134-388 (84 amino acids)
Biological process (GO): fatty acid metabolic process
Molecular function (GO): long-chain fatty acyl-CoA binding
Source: RefSeq, a predicted model, not a curated record
UGGCGAUUAGUAGUAUAAACUAACAAAGCUGGGAUGUAUUCAUGCUAUUUGGAGUAUAUAAAUGCUCACACUAAAGGUUUGGAGUCAGUUGAUUUCUACAACAGUUACGUGAACAACCAACAGCAGCUACAAAAUGGUGUCUUUCGAGGAAGCAUGUGAAAAAGCAAAGAACUUCUCAAAGAAGCCCAGCGACUCCGAAUUCUUGGAAUUCUACGGUCUCUUCAAGCAGGCUACUGUUGGUGAUGUGAACGUCGAGAAACCAGGUGCUUUGGAUUUGAAGAGGAAAGCCAUGUGGGACGCAUGGAACUCACGCAAGGGGCUCUCACAAGCUGCCGCCCAGGAAGCCUACGUCCAGGUCUAUGAGAAAUACGCUCCCAUCUACGCUUAAAUCUUUCGCAUAUUACAAUUAAAUUUCCAAAGACUAUUUAUGUAAAUCUGUAAAAAUCGUUUAACUUUAUGGCGAUGUAUUCUGGUAACUCGUGAAUAAAUUGCAAUUAAUGUAAAGAAGAUAAGAAA